Messenger RNA from Neohortaea acidophila, 801 nucleotides. RefSeq lists its product as uncharacterized. The transcript has 2 exons. The record is from RefSeq and is a predicted model, not a curated record. NCBI's taxonomy places the organism in Eukaryota, Fungi, Ascomycota, Dothideomycetes, Mycosphaerellales, Teratosphaeriaceae. Bases 1 to 801 code for a protein of 266 amino acids.
AUGGCCAAGAAGGCGUCGUUUCUCAGCCUCCCCGGCGAGCUUCGGAACGAGAUCUACGAUCUCUAUGUCUCGUCGAUGACUCUCCAGGUCCGCGAGGGCGCCGCCGUGCCACCAGCACUCACGCGCGUGAGCCGCCAGGUCCGCGCAGAAUUCACCUCCGUCCUUCACCAGCACACCUUCGACACCGCACCAGUGGAGAUCCGCAUCAUUGACUGGGACACGAGCCACGUCGUGCCCUUUCUUCAAAAGCUCAAAGACCACAGCAGCGGCACGACGCGCCAUCUCAAGCUCUACAUCAAUUUAACCACACUUUACGCCGCCAUUCCUCCGAACGAUACCAGUGGUAUCAGGACCUUUGACUCCCUGCGCAUGCGACUUGGCGACCAGUUCUUCGACAUUGACCACGUCUUCCGCUUGGCACCGUCGCUGUUCGAUAGGGCGUCUCGUGGCACUCGCAAAGCCCUCUCGGCUCAAUUCUACGCCGGACUCGAGGUUCCAGGGACACAAGGGUCUUCGAGGCCGAAAGUUCUGCAUUCCUAUCUCGAGAAGAAAUUCAUGCUGGCCAGGGAAAGGGCGGAGGACGCACAGGACUUCAUCAGGAGCUACUGGGCAAAGCAUGCGAUGUGGAACGAAAAGCUGAGGCAGAUUCAACACCGAGCACGAAUGGAGAUUGAGGAACAGCAGAGGUUCCGAGAAUUCGAACGUCAGAACCGGUUUCUCGAAGUGCGCCACGCCCUUGCCUUGUUUCGCAUCGAGGCGACUGCGGACGAACUCGCCGAGUUGCAAGCUACCCUCUUGUGA